Molecule: messenger RNA, 868 nt
Organism: Effrenium voratum
Lineage: Eukaryota; Dinophyceae; Suessiales; Symbiodiniaceae
Source: the annotation of a GenBank genome assembly
GUUUGGGUGAGACUAUUCCACCGCGCCCCGCCAUUUUCCACGCGCCAUGGAUGACAAGCGCUGGCUGCUGCUGGCGCUCGCCGUGUGCGCGGCGCUGGUUUCGCUGCGGGAAGGUGCCAAGGCAAAAGCAGCCAAGGCCGCGACGGCCACGGCAAAGGCGGCAGCCGCGGUUCUCGCGGUGAAGGAGCCGGAGGCGGUGGUCGUUCAAGUGCUGAGCUUCCUGCUGCCGGCGCUGGGCCUCGAGGCCUGCGCCCUGCGGGGCCUCUGUGCGGCGGCGCUGGCGCAGCUCACGCCCCGCGCGGUGCAGUUCGCGGCGGAGGACGCGCCUUGGCUAGCGGCGCAGAUGGGCGAGCUGUGCCUCGCCAAGAUCGCCGCCGUAGGCGGCGCCGCUGGCUGCGCGGAGCACGCGGUGCGCCGCGCCGUAGCGGUGGCGAAGCUGGCGGACAGGCGUGAGCUCUGGGCCGCCGACGCCAUGGGCAACUCCGCGCUGGUGGCGGCGGCCUGCUGCUCCCGGCGCAACGGCUGGGGAUGCGAGCUGCUACGAGCCCUGCUGGAGCAGAGGGCGGAUCUCGAGGCACGGAGCCCCGACGGGUGGAACGCCCUGAUGUGGGCGGCGAAGCUGGGGAAUCCGGAGGAGUGCCGCCUGCUGCUGGAGGCCCGCGCCAGCCCCAACGCCGUAUCGGUCGACGGUACCUCGCCCUUGCUUUGCGCCGUGCGCGCGGACAAGACGCCGCUGCAGGUGGUGCAGCUCCUGCUGGCGUCCCGUGCGGAUCCUAAGCUGGUGCCCAUGCAGAGCCCCUUCGAUGAGCACGUGGACAUGGACGUGCGCGAGGCCCUCGCCCGCGCGCCCCACCAGCGCUGAAAAAAA